This is a messenger RNA of Loa loa (African eye worm), 390 nucleotides long. RefSeq lists its product as hypothetical. Bases 1 to 390 code for a protein of 129 amino acids. The record is from RefSeq and is a predicted model, not a curated record. NCBI's taxonomy places the organism in Eukaryota, Metazoa, Nematoda, Chromadorea, Rhabditida, Onchocercidae. The transcript is spliced from 2 exons.
AUGGAUGGAAAAUGUAGAAGGAUCAGAGAAAGUCGAAGAGAAUAUAAAGGCGGAAUUCCACUGGAGGAGGCAGGGAAGAAUAAUCAGCUGAAAGCAUCAGCGCCCAAUUUUUUCUCGCAUCGCAAGUCACCUCCCGAUGACAAAACAGAUGUUGAAAAACAUUUUCACUCUUUGAUAACUCUUCAAUAUCCCGGGAUAUCCAGCAAAAUUGUGCUUCGUCUGUUCGGAACAUCAAUAGAUCGUUUUCCGUAUAACAACAAUAAUUAUAAUCUAUGCCAUGCAAGUAAUAAUGGUGAAGUGGAAAAUCACUGUAAUUGUGAUCAUCAGACUGAUAACAUUCUUACUGAUAACAUUCUAAUAAAUUUGCUCUGUGCCCCAUUUCUUUCAUGA